Messenger RNA from Caenorhabditis angaria, 3031 nucleotides. The record is from the annotation of a GenBank genome assembly. Lineage: Eukaryota; Metazoa; Nematoda; Chromadorea; Rhabditida; Rhabditidae.
AUGAAGAUCACAAUUCUACAUCCGGAUCUUGGAAUUGGUGGAGCUGAGAGAUUGAUUGUUGAUGCGGCUGUUGCUUUGAAGCAAAAAGGACAUCAUGUUAGAAUUGUCACAAAUCACUAUGAUCCGAAUCAUGCAUUUAGUGAAACUAGAGAUCUUGGUGAGUGGUUUUGGUGGAGAAAUUUGGGAUUUUCGUGGAAAAUAGCCUGGAGCUUGUGAAAAUUGGUUCAGAAGCCUGGGAAUCGCAACAUUUACUGAUUUCAUUCGAAAAUUGGCUAUAAUUCAUGAUUUAUAGCUGAAUUUUCAUGAAAAGGGGCUUUGGAGCUUGUAAAAAUCAGAAUUUUCAUAGAAAUUCAGCUCCGGGGACCAUAUUAGUAUGAAAAUUCGGGAUUUUUUCAUUCAAAAACCAGUAUUUUUCCGUUUUCAAGCGAAUUUUCCAUGAAAAAUAGCCUGGAGCUUGUGAAAAUCAGUUUAGAAGCCUCGGAAUCGCAAAAUUUACCGAUAUCAUUCAGAAAUAGGCUAUAAUUCAUGAUUUCUAGCUGAACUUUCAUGAAAAGGGGCUCUGGAGCUUGUGAAAAUCAGGAUUUUCAUGAAAGUUCAGCUAGAAAUCUUGAAUUAUAGCCAAUUUCUGAGUGAAAUCAGUAAAUUUUGCGAUUCCGAGGCUUCUAAAGAAGCUUCAGGCUAUUUUUCAUGAAAAUUCGCUUGAAAACGGAAAAAUAUUGAUUUUUGAAUGAAAAAUCCCGAAUUUUCAUACUAAAAAGAUCCUCGGAGCUGAUUUUACGCUUUCUGGACCUAUAAGUACAUUUGUAACCUGAAAUACCAGAAUUUUGGUCUGGAAAGCUUAAAAUAAGCUUUAAUGACCCAAAAUUCGGGUUUUUUGACUAAUCUUAUGUAGAGUUGGACGAAAAAGCUCAAUUUCAGAUCAAAAUUUACAAUUUCCACCUAAUUUUCAGUACCAAAUUCCUCCUAAACUUCCAGAAAUCACCACGUGUUUCUCCUGGAUUCCCCGCUCAAUUUUCGGCCGAUUCUUCGCCCUUUUCGCCUAUCUCAAAAUGAUGCUCGCCGCAUUUUUCAUCGUUUUUGGGUCUCACAACGAUUCCGACUUUAUUUUAUCUGAUACAGUUUCAGCUAGCCAAUUUAUCUUGAGGAAAUUUGGAAAGCGAAAUUUGAAAUUAGCGUUUUACUGUCAUUUUCCGGAUAUGUUAUUGACCAAGAGAGAAACCAAAUUGAAGAGGGUUUAUAGGUAAGGAACUAAGCCCCGCCCACAAAACCCUGCCGCAACAAAAUAAAAUUCUAGAUCUCUGAUAGAUGGCUUUGAAGAAUACACAACUUCCCUGGCUGAUGUGAUUUUUGUGAAUUCUGAAUUCACAGCUGGAGUUGUGAGAGAAACUUUUAAAACUUUGCAAAAUCGUCAGCUUCAUGUCCUUUAUCCCUCUUUGAACACAAAAUUCUUUGAUUCAAUUGGAAGUUUGGAAAAAUCGGAGAUCGGGAUUCCAACAGAGAAUUCGGAGAUCAUAUUUACAUCACUGAAUCGAUUUGAGCGAAAGAAAUGUGUUGAAAUGGCGCUAAACGCGUUUGGUAAGGUUUUUUGAACGGGGGGACUAGGUUUGCGCGUUGGAAAACUAGGCCAAAAGCCUUUGAAACUUCCAGACGAGCUUCGAAAUCAUUGCUCAUACGAAGAAUUCGACAAAUGCCAUCUAGUCAUAGCUGGCGGAUAUGACAAGAAAAAUCAGGAAAAUAUUGAUUAUUUUGAGGAACUUCGGACGAUUUCAGAAUACAAGGGAUUGGAAAAUGACUUGAGGGUCACGUUUUUGAAGAGCCCUUGUGAGUUUUUCAGAGAUUUGUGAUACAACUUCAAAAUUUGGGCAUAGCUUCCGCAUCUCCGCUGAAAUUCCAAUAAAAAUCUGAAAAAUGCUGGAUUUUCUCUAGUUUUUCAGAUUUUUAUCGGAUAUUUCAGAAUAUGGCUUGAAAUUCGAGCGAAGCGAGUGUAAACCGGAAAAUUCCGCGUCGCGAAUUGCUAUGACGUGGAAAAUCUGCAAUAAUUCCCAUGUCAUAGCAAUCCACGUGGCCGCUGACGCGGAAGCUUGCGGUCUUGACGCGCUCGAUCAAAAUUUGGGCAUAGCUUCCGCAUCUCCGCUGAAAUUCCAAUAAAAAUCUGGAAAAUGCUAGAUUUUCUCUAGUUUUUCAGAUUUUUAUUGGAUAUUUCAGAAAAAUACUUGGAACUAGAGUUUUUAAUUUCUAGCUCAACUCUGAAUAUGAGUUAUGACGUGGCAAAUGUGGAACUUACCGUAUCAGUUCCGAAGGUGUUACUGGGUGAGAAAUGAAAAGCCAGGGUUCAUUUUUCAAUUUUCAAAGAUCUUAUCUAACUAUGUCAUCACGUGAAAAUCUAAAAAUUAAAAAUUAAACCCGGGGUUUUCAUUUCUCACUUAAGUACUAACACCUUCGGAACUGACACGGUAAGUUCCAACUUUGCCACGUCAUAACUCAUAUUCAGAGUUAAGCUUUGCAAUUUUUGACCACAAAAUCGUGAUCUGCGAGUCAAAUAAUACUAGAAAACUGAAAUUUUUCAGCCGAUGACGUCAAAGUGAAUCUGAUUCGUCAAAGCUAUGCCACACUCUACACCCCAGAUCGAGAACAUUUUGGAAUUGUGCCCGUCGAAAGUAUGUAUCUUGGAACACCGGUUAUCGCAGUCAACACUGGAGGUAAAUUCAAAUUUUCUAGGUUUCCCGCCCGCCAAAAACACUAUUUUUCGCUUCAGGACCCUGUGAAUCGAUAGCCGACGGAAAAACCGGUUUUCUGGUGGCUCAAACCAAAGAGGAAUUUGCCGCGAAAAUGUUGAAAUUGAUCAGGGAACCGCAGCUACGUCAGGAAAAUGUCGGAAAAUGUGAGUUAGCCUAAGUUUUACUCCCGAAUUAUAAAUAUAAAUUGAAUUUUUGAAGGCUCAACAACGCGUUCGACAAAUCUUCUCAUUCGAGGCUUUUCAACAAAAAUUGCACGGCAUUUUGGAGAAAAAUAUGUGAUAAAACACGACUAA